AUGUCAACAAAAUCAUUUCUGAAACCCAGCAUCUCAACUUCUCUUUUUUCAGUUUCUGACACAUUUCCGUACAAGGUCCGCAGAGAAAAAAUCAAGGAUGUCUCAGGAGCUGUGAAAAGUGCCGUGUGGAACAAAUUCGAUCACAAAUAUCCUCCCUUGGAUCCUACUCGUGUGGUGAAAAGAUCUCUGCAUAUGGUAAACAAAGUCCCAGGAUACAACUUCGUCACUGCAAACUGUGAGCACUUCGCCACGUUGAUGAGAUACGACAAGGCUCUGUCUGAUCAGAAAGAUGUAGAACACAUCUUCCAAAAUGGAGACAUUCCAAAGCCGGGAGAUAUGAUGCAAUUCCAGCUGGUUUUCCCUGUCCAGCAUUGGGGUAUCUACAUAGGCAAUGGAGAAGUUGUGCAUUUCUCAUUAUCAUUUUCUGACACAUUUCCAUACAAGGUCCGCAGAGAAAAAAUCAAGGAUGUCUCAGGAGCUGUGAAAAGUGCCGUGUGGAACAAAUUCGAUCACAAAUAUCCUCCCUUGGAUGCUACUCGUGUGGUGAAAAGAGCUCUGCAUAUGGUAAACAAAGUCCCAGGAUACAACUUCGUCACUGCAAACUGUGAGCACUUCGCCACGUUGAUGAGAUACGACAAGGCUCUGUCUGAUCAGGCAGAACGAUUUAACUUUACUGUAGAUGGGGAUUUCGAGCAGGAGAUCAGAAGAUGCCUAGCUGAGGUUGAUUGUGGAAGUGGAGAAUGUCUUUCAACCUUCCAGAGAAAGAUUCCUUGA
Protobothrops mucrosquamatus (brown spotted pit viper) is the source of this 774-nucleotide messenger RNA. RefSeq lists its product as uncharacterized. The record is from RefSeq and is a predicted model, not a curated record. The transcript is spliced from 4 exons. The coding region runs from base 1 to 774 and encodes 257 amino acids. Lineage: Eukaryota; Metazoa; Chordata; Lepidosauria; Squamata; Viperidae. Gene Ontology annotation, cellular component: cytoplasm. Gene Ontology annotation, biological process: N-acylphosphatidylethanolamine metabolic process. Gene Ontology annotation, molecular function: A2-type glycerophospholipase activity; glycerophospholipid phospholipase A1 activity.